Messenger RNA from Sphaerodactylus townsendi, 3845 nucleotides. It is a transcript of the gene IFT54, whose product is annotated as TRAF3 interacting protein 1. Gene Ontology annotation, cellular component: ciliary basal body; intraciliary transport particle B; axoneme. The record is from RefSeq and is a predicted model, not a curated record. NCBI's taxonomy places the organism in Eukaryota, Metazoa, Chordata, Lepidosauria, Squamata, Sphaerodactylidae. The transcript is spliced from 16 exons. Gene Ontology annotation, molecular function: microtubule binding. Gene Ontology annotation, biological process: intraciliary transport; cilium assembly; regulation of microtubule cytoskeleton organization. Bases 89 to 2134 code for a protein of 681 amino acids.
AGACAGGGCGGGCCGCGGCCUCUUCUGCCGGUUGCUAGGGCCGCACAGUUGGGUGGCAACGCGGGCGCGCGUCCGUGGAGCGGCCGCCAUGGAGGGCUCCAUGGUGCGGCGCACGCAGGAGUUGCUGGGCCGAGUGAUCCGGAAGCCGCCGCUGACGGAGCGGCUCCUCAGCAAGCCCCCCUUCCGCUACCUGCACGACGUGAUCGGAGAGGUAAUUAGAUCAACCGGUUUCAUGAAAGGACUGUACAACGAAGCAGAGAUGAAAUCUGAUAACGUUAAGGACAAAGAUUCAAAAAUUGCCUUCCUUCAAAAAGCCAUAGAUGUUGUUAUGAUGGUGACAGGGGAAUCCUUGGCAGUCAAGCCGGGACGUAUCGUUGCUGGGCACGAACCUGAAAGAACCAAUGAGUUUCUACAAGCAAUUGCCAAGUGCUGUCUCAGUAAGCUAUCCAGUGAUGAUGCUGUUCAAAAAGUUCUUGCUGGGGAGAAAGCGGAUGUCAAAAGAAAAACCCCAUCUUCUUCUAAAUCCCAAAACAAAGAAAUCAAGGAGUCUAAGGGAGAAGAACAGAGAUCUCCCAAAGAGGGAAGAGGUCUCUCUGAACUAAAAGAUAAAAACACAGAUCAAGACCAGAUAGCCAAAGAAGAGGUGAAAGAGGCAGAAAGCAAAGAAAAAGAAAGUGACAAGCCCAAAGAAAAUGAGAACAAGCAGAAAACUCUCCAUAAAGACCCUCAUAAAGAAGGUGAAAGACAUGAAAAGGAGAGAACCAAGAACAGAAUGUCGAAACCGGGAAGAGAGGCAGAAAAAAACAGAGACAAAGAAAAAGGGGAAGGAGAGCAAGAAAAAGACCCAGAACGCGCUAAAGGACGAGACAGAGAAAGGAGACAUGAUGGAGGAAGAGAGAAAGACAGAUCCAAAGAAAAAGACAAAGAGAGAGGCAAAAACAGGGAGAAAGAACAUGAGAAGGACAGAGAAAGGGGGAAAGACAGGGAAAGAGAAAGACGGAGGGAGAGAGGCAAAGACGCAGAGCAGGCUCGAGAACACGGGAAGGACAAAGGAGAAAAAAAGUCCACAGGGCUUGAAGACAAUAUAAUGAGAAAAACUGAAGAAAGAUUGAUAAAAGAAAAGGCUGAGCCAGAUGAAGAAAGUGAAAGCUUAGCAAGACUGUCCAGGCAACAUUCAACAAAAGGAGCACGACAGCGAGGCAAAACCGGCAGUGAAGGACGAAAGGAAGCUAGUAAAAGUGUAUCUAGUGGUGCAUUUGACAGGACACCUAGCAUAUUAAAAGAGGAAGUUGAGCCAGUUAUUGGAGUACAAGAGCCAGGUGAAUCAGCCAGUGAUGCAGAAGGAGACACUCCGAGCACCGCUGCUCCUGAGACAAUGGUGACAGUUGAGAAUGGUGAAUUAAAUGGCGAACCACCUCCUCAAGUCAAUCUAAGAAGAUUGCCACGACCCAGCAGUGCCAGGCCUGCUCCGCCCCGGAUAAGACGUCAAGAAAGUGCAGAGAUUUUACAGCCAGAGAGAAAUGGCAGUGCCAGAAUAGUCUCAAAUGUCAUUAUAGAUAAAGAGGAGGAAGAGGAAGAAGACGACCAGUUUGUUGUGGAAGCAUCAUCAGAGGUGCCUGAGCUGACAGAAAUAGCAACGGAGGCAGCGGUAGAGUUGGAAGGAGAUGAGAAACAUGGUGGGCUUGUCAAAAGAAUAUUGGAAACAAAGAAAGAUUAUGAACUGUCACAGGCUCCAAAAUCUGCUGAGAAGGAGAAGCCCCUUUUGUAUGAAUCAGCCAGGCGAAAAGAGAAAGAUCUUGUAGCAAGAGAAGUAGAUAAAUUCCGGGGAUCCAUUCAGGCUCUUUGUCGCAGUGCUCUGCCUCUUGGAAAACUCAUGGAUUAUAUUCAGGAAGAUAUGGAUGCCGUUAAGAAUGAGUACCAGAUGUGGAAGAAUGAGAACAAGCAACUUGCAGAAGCCCUGCAGAAGGAACAAAGUAUCACAGAUAGUGCGGUGGAGCCACUAAAAGCAAAACUGGCAGAGCUGGACCAGUUGAUCAGAGAUGAACAAGAUAAGAUUUGUGCCAAAAGGGCUGCUGUUUUGAGGAACGAUGAAAAAAUUCGAAAGAUGAUUCUUAAUAUCAAUUCGAGAAAGUGAAUGCGAUUAGGAUAAAGAGCUGGAACCCUUCCCCUCCCCACCCCACAAGCAGAAUAUAAGUGGGAAACAAACAAAAUAGCCUUGUGUGCAAAUAAAACUGUAUCAUACAAUAUCUAUACAGUUUCAGAUUCAUAUAUUUAUGUUAGUGAUACUGUGUAGAUGAAAUUUGCCUUUCAUUUAAUUUAAGUGAAAAACAUCCAUUUUAGCCUUAGUGAGGUAGUUUUUUUCUCGAAUCUGCGGCAGUCGCUUUCCUGCAUACCUGCUGAUCAAGCGUAGGCCUUUUAUUUAUGGUGGACUGGAGACAUUUUAAGCAAAUAAAAACUAUUCUGCUACUUUAUUUAUUUGACUUCGGAAAGAUUGCAGUUGAAGUGGCCGGAAACGUUUCCUUGUGCUGGCAAACCCGUUGAGUGAACUUGCAAAGAAAUCCUUGCUGAUCAAGAAACAACAUUCUCUUUAAUGAUGCUUCCUGCAUUCACUGUUAACCAUCAUAGAUUUCAGUACAAGCUGUGUGAAACAUCACCACAGAAGAUCAACAUAUGAGUUUAUCAACAUGAGUUCCAUGUGCAUGGCCUUCAUUUUCUUGGAAAAAGGACUAAUUUGAACAUCCUUUCCCUGCUUAAAUUUAGUCAUGUAUGUUUCUACAUUAAAUGAUUAUGAGAGAAUUAUUAAUCAGUUUGCUGGCAGGUGGAGAUCUUUGUAUAUAUUUGUCUUUCCCACAUAUGUCCCUCAACACACUUGAAGUAUCCAUGUUAUACUUACUAGUACAUAAUACUCUGCUAUGGGUGCAGACAUUGCACACCGAGUGUAAUUUGGAAGUAUAUGUUACUACUUCUGAAGUUACACCAUUUCCAGAGUAACAGUGGUCUAAAGCUCAUUCAUUUCAAUUGGCUUAGUCUGGAAUAUCUCUACAUAGGAUUGCACUGUAUCUCAGUCAAUAUGUCUUACAUUUUGAACGUUUUUUCAGCAAAUGAGAUUUUACAGACAUCACUGACUUUCUACUUCCCGAUUGACCAUUUCUCUUUUCCAAAGUGACUUUCCUGAUAACUUACUAGAUACUAUGCAGGAAGAACGUAGCCUGAUGUUUCUACAUUUUGGACAGCUUUUGGAAGGUGGAGAAAUGUGUUGCAUUAUUGCAGGUAGCCACAUAAACAUAUUUGCUUGGCAUAUACCGUGAAGGGCAGAAGAAUGUCUAGGGAUAGCUGCACAUGGUGUUUGCUUCUGUAUGUGCUGACUGGUGGAGUCUUGGUUCUUGCCUUUGACUGACAGGGUCCCACUGACUCUGAGGAUGCCACCUUAAGCUCCUGCCCCAAGAAGCACUUUUCAGAAGUUUGUCCUUGCCUUGUGGCAAAGCUCUGAUCAGCCCCUUCUGACUAAACAGCAAUUUUCAAUUCUAGAAAAGAGUACGAGAAGGUAAUUGGGGGGGAACUGCCAUGAGGUAUCAGCAUAGAUGUUAGGCUAUGCUGCAAGCUCUUUUCAAAAUGCAUGGUUCAUACAGUGGCUUCUGCGCUUGGACAAUCGGACAUCUGCGACUUAACUCAGUGUCUAAAAUAGCUUGUCAUGUUUCUGAAGCGAUCUGUGUACGUGGUGAGACUGGUUGCGUUAGAAGAAAGAAACAUACACCUCUUCAAAAAUGUACAUCAUAAAAUGUAAUUUGUAAUAUAUAUUCUUUUUAUAUAAAAUAAUAAAUGAUCUAUUUAUUUUCUAAAGUUUA